AUGGCUUCCUCUGUUGCGGUCGCCUCUCCUUCCACCUCGCGCUCUUUUGUCGUCAUCGUCGCCGCCACCGCCGGCUCCCUCGGCAUCGGCAAGAACGGCGCGCUUCCCUGGCGCCUGGCCGCCGACAUGGCCUACUUCAAGCGCUGCACGUCCACUCCCACGACGAGCAGCGGCACCACCACCGCCACCACCACCACCGACAAAAUCAACGCCGUGAUCAUGGGCCGCAAGACCUGGCAGUCCAUCCCCGAGCGAUUCCGCCCGCUCGCGGGCCGCCGCAACGUCGUGCUCAGCCGCAACCCCGCGGCCAGAGAUACCCUCCGCCUCCCCAAGGACGUGCUCCUGGCCGGCAGCCUCACCGAGGCCCUGGAUCUCCUCUCUCCCGCUGCCGCCUCUGAGGUGGACAAGGUAUUUGUUAUCGGUGGGGGCUCGGUCUAUGCGGAGGCCGUGGCGUCGGAGCUUUGCGAGAAGGUGCUGCUGACUUCGGUGACCCCGCCGGCGGACGGGCGCUUCGACGACUGCGACACCCACUUCCCGGCCCUCGACCCGGACACGUUCAAACUCGUCAAGAAGGGCGAGGCCCAGGAGGAGAAAGGGGUCGAGCUCUCCUUCGACGAGUACGAGAGCGUCAACCACUCGGAGGCGGCGGCGGCGAUGGCUGCGGCCGAGGGGGACAAGGAGAACGCAUCCGCAGCAAGCGUCGUAGGAUCCAAGCGCAAGUCUUCUCCCGACGGAGACCAGGUUGCCGCAACCGGCGUUGAGACGCCCGCGGCGGCGGCGGCGGCAGGCGACGGCGGCGCUACCGCAGACGCAGCGGCAGCAGCAGGCUCGGCCUCGACAGCACCGGUGCCCCAGGAGGAGGCGGAGGGCGGUCCGGGGAACGAGGAAGAGAUGCAGUACCUCAACCUGGUGGAGGACAUCCUGGACAACGGCGUCCGCAGGGGGGACCGCACGGGGACGGGGACGCUGUCCAAGUUCGGCGUGCAGAUGCGCUUCAGCCUCAGGGAAGAGCGGUUCCCGCUGCUGACCACCAAGCGCGUGUUCUGGCGCGGCGUGGCGGAGGAGCUGCUGUGGUUCGUCGCUGGGUGUACAAACGCGAACGUGCUCAAGGAACGGGGGAUCCACAUCUGGGACGGCAACGGGUCGAGGGAGUUCCUUGACGGGCUGGGACUCACCGAGCGCGAAGAAGGAGACCUUGGGCCGGUGUACGGUUUCCAAUGGAGGCAUUUUGGCGCGGAGUACACGGACAUGCACGCCGACUACACGGGGAAAGGAGUGGACCAGCUCGCGGAGUGCAUACAGAAGAUCAAGACUAACCCCGAGGACCGGAGAAUCGUUCUCUCGGCGUGGAACCCCGCGGACCUCGGCAAGAUGGCCCUGCCGCCGUGCCACAUGUUCUGCCAGUUCUACGUGGCCGAGGGGGAGCUGUCCUGCCAGAUGUACCAGCGCAGCGCGGACAUGGGCCUCGGCGUUCCGUUCAACAUCGCCUCCUACGCGCUGCUCACGAGGCUCGUUGCUCAGGCGUGCGGGCUUAAGGCCGGAGACUUCGUCCACACCAUCGGCGACGCCCACGUCUACGUCAACCACGUGGACGCGCUCAGGGAGCAGCUCAAGCGCAAGCCCCGACCCUUCCCGACCCUGUCCAUCAACACCGACGAGACCGACAUCGACUCCUUCGAGUACAAGCACUUGGAGGUGAAGGGGUACUCGCCCUACAAGACCAUCAAGAUGAAAAUGGCCGUGUGA
This is a messenger RNA of Ectocarpus siliculosus, 1746 nucleotides long. The record is from the annotation of a GenBank genome assembly. Lineage: Eukaryota; Phaeophyceae; Ectocarpales; Ectocarpaceae.